AUGGGCACGUCACGAGAGACGGUGAAACCAUCGAAAGGAGCUGUGAAACCGACGAAGACUCCCGGAGGGCUCAGCUUCAGAAACAAGAUGAAGAAGAAUGAGGUGAGGAGAAACAGUGGGAGCAAAAGUGAAAAUAAGUUUUGCAGGGUGUUGGAGCAACUCUGAAUGAGGCCAACUCAAAAACGAAAAAGGAAAUGUCGACGGACAAACCGACAACUGGGACCACGGGCCGAACGGCCGGGAAGAGCAUGAGACGGAAGAUGCCGGAGAAGUCGGUGAAGAAGAAGAAUGUGCCAAAAGAGAUACAGAAGUACGCGUUCGCGAACGGCGAGAUUGUGGAGGGAGUGAACCAGUACAAGGUGGCCAGUCAGAUCCGGAAGAGCCUCAAACCUCUGGAGCUCGACGUCUACAUUGUGAAGGAUGUGGAGCAGGACGACGAGUUGCGCAUGAAAGUGGGUAAUCAGGACUUGCGUGUGCUCAAGACGGAAGCCGCGUUGCUCCGGAGACUGGAGAAGAAGCCGGGGGACCGGUGCUUCUUGUCCAUGUCAGAGUACGGAAGUGUUGCGAAGAAUAAGGUCGAGUUUCUGAUCGUGUCACCUUACGGAAUGACGUUGUACGACAUUAUGAAGAAAUCGACAUACGGGCCGUUCUCUGUCGACUGUGCAUUCGCCGUCGGAAUUCAAAUGCUCAAGGCGAUCAAAGACCUCCAUUCGAUCGGCUACCUCCACCGGAACAUCCGUCCGUCGGCCUUCACUUGCGGACUCGGAGAGGAGGAAGCUUCCGUCUACCUCCAGGAUUUCCGAGCCGUUCGAAAGUACGAAGAGCAGAAGAAGCACGUGAAUCCAAGAACGACGGUCAAAAAGUACGGGGCACUCAGAUUCUGCUCCCGUUCUUGUCAGAAAGAAAAGGAUCAGGGAAGGAAGGACGACCUGGAGAGCUGGCUGUACACGCUGUUCUACCUGAUGGACAACAACUCGUUGAGCUGGAAGAAGGAGACCAAUCCGGAGAGUGUGUUUACUGGAAAAGAGGCUUUUAUGCACGCAGGUGGGGAAUCUCGAUGUUUUUAUUGUGAAUGAGCUUCUUUCAGAAGGCCAAGAGCAGUUCGCAAAGGCUCCGAGAGCCCUCGCUCCUGCCAUCGCCGUCAUUUUUGCCUACGAAUUCGCUAGUGAACCCGAUUACGACACAAUCAAAAAAGUGUUAGUGGACAUUCAGACUGAGCAGAAAAUGAAUGAGAAGGCGUGCGAUUGGAGAGGGAAGACUGGGUUGAAUGAGAUUGAAGGGGAUACGGUAGGAGGUACUUUUAGAAUGAAUGCGAUUGGAGUGAUUCAGAAUCGGAGUCCGGAUUGCAAGGUGACGGGCGAACGGGACGUGGCUUUGAAGGCAAAAGCCUCGAAAAAGAAGACGUCGCGGAAGAAGCUCUCAAGCGGAGAUAUCAUUCAGUGCCAGGGAGCGACGAAUGGGUGAGCCACUUUUUGGAAGUCAUGUACAGUAAGCGUUCAGCUGGAAAGUGAUCAACCUUCUUGGUUCGGGAGGUUUCGGUGACGUGUACAAAGUGCACAAAGAGAACCAACCGCCGACGAAGGCGUACGCAUUGAAGACGGAGAGUGAGGAUGGCGAGAAGAGGUACUUGCGUCUGAAAGUGGAAGUGAUGGUUAUGAUGAAGACGGCGGAGAAGAAGAAGGAGUCCAAGUUCGAGCACUUUAUCGAGUUUGUCGAUAGAGGAAAGUGCGAGGAGCUCAAGUGCAAGGUGGGAUGGCUUAACUUCCCUAAUAUUGGCCAUAUUUAAGUUUGUUGUGAUGGGUCUUGUGGGACCGUCUCUGGAAGACAUCCGCCGCAAGUACCUGCUCGCUUCGUUCUCCAAACACACCGCCUUCAACGUGGCCAUCCAGACGGUGCAGGCAGUCAAGGAUCUGCACUCGAUCGGAUACCUUCACAGGGACAUUAAGCCAGCCAACUACGCUGUAGGUUUGGCCGAAUCCGAGGGCACCGUCUACAUGCUUGACUUUGGAAUCGCCAAACUUUUUCUGGACGAGAGUGGCAAUCACAAAAUCAAACGGAAAAAAGUGAAGUUCCUGGGUACGCUGAGAUAUGCGUGCCGGGCGUGCAUGCUUCAGCAGGAGCAGGGAAGACGUGACGACCUGGAGACGUGGCUCUAUCUCGUGUUUGACAUAAUGGACGAGUCGAACGGGAUGCCGUGGCGGAAGCUGACGGACCCGAAGGAAAUUCUCAAGUCGAAGGAGAAGUUCUUCACUGCCUGUCAGCCUUCUUUCACUUCCCCUGUAACUUCUCCGUUUUCAGUCCAAUCACUUCCGUUCAACUCGAAUCUGAAAAAGCUGAAAGAUGUGGUGCAGUACGUGGACACGCUGAAGUACGAAGCGUGUCCCGACUACGACUACAUCAUCACUUUCCUCGCCAAAACUGCGGCGGAUGUGAAUGCGAAGGUGACGAAGAAAUUGGAUUGGAUUGGCAAACUGAGCAAGAAGGAAUUUGACAGCGAUUCGGACAAGUCGGACAAGAAACAGAGCGGCGACGAGGAAGAGGGCGGACAGUGA
Caenorhabditis sp. 36 PRJEB53466 is the source of this 2552-nucleotide messenger RNA. NCBI's taxonomy places the organism in Eukaryota, Metazoa, Nematoda, Chromadorea, Rhabditida, Rhabditidae. The record is from the annotation of a GenBank genome assembly.